Molecule: messenger RNA, 2177 nt
Organism: Aegilops tauschii subsp. strangulata
Lineage: Eukaryota; Viridiplantae; Streptophyta; Magnoliopsida; Poales; Poaceae
Product: protein LIKE EARLY STARVATION, chloroplastic
Biological process (GO): regulation of starch metabolic process; starch metabolic process
Cellular component (GO): chloroplast stroma; starch grain
Molecular function (GO): starch binding
Source: RefSeq, a predicted model, not a curated record
GCUUCCUUCCCCUUCCAUGUGAAGCAGACACCAGGGCCCACCCUCUCCUUCUCCUCCACACUCUCGCACACACUUCUCGACUCCUCUGAUCUCUUCACUCGGAGUCCAACAGAAUGGCGAGCAACUCCGCCCCCAUCAUUCCCGCCGCUCCCCACCUCCAUCGCUUGCGCGGCCGCCUCCUCCUCCCCCAUGCCCGACGUGGAGCCGGGCAGCGUGUCGUCGUCGUCGUCCGCGCGGUCUCGGGGGAUGGGGGCCGAGGCGGGGGGCCGUCGUACCUGGACAUGUGGAAGAAGGCGGUGGAUCGUGAGAGGCGCUCGGCGGAGCUUGCGUACCGGCUGCAGGCGUCUCCGCCGCCUGCGGAGGCCCCCCAUCAGGCCGACGUGGAGCGGAGGACGGCGCGGUUCGAGGAGAUGCUGCGGGUGCCGCGGGAGGAGCGCGACCGCGUGCAGCGCACUCAGGUCAUCGACCGCGCCGCCGCCGCUCUCGCCGCCGCGCGCGCUGUACUCAAGGAACCGCCGCAGUCCUCGCCAACGCCGCAGCCGCAGAAGCCGGCGGCGGCCACCGGAGUGACAGGGUCGGGCGACGUUUUUGGUUCGCGCAAGGCCGCAAAGGGGCCUGAGGAUCAGGGCUCCGGACAGAGGAGCGUACCGGCGGCGUCGCAGUCGGCAAAAGUGACAAACUCUGGGGAUUCAUAUCCUUCCAAGCUUGGUACUCCUGGUCCGGAUUUCUGGUCGUGGUUACCACCCGUAGACACCAGCAGUGAACCGAGAGAAAACAAUAUUGUUUUGAAACCAUCAAAGAAAGUGGAUUCCUUCUCCAGUCAGCCUGAGAUGUUAAUGGAAAAGGAACGGUCAGCAGACUUCUUAUCCCUUCCGUUCGUGACCUCCUUCUUUGAGAAGAAGGAAGAUCGAUCUCUCCCUCCCUUCCAGUCAUUUGCGGAGCCUGAGAAUGUAGAUUCCGAGGCGAAGCCUGUUGCUGAUGCAGAGGAAGCAUUUGAAACGCAGUUCUCAAAUAAUGCAGCUGAGGCGGCUAGAGCUCUCAGUACAAGUGAUGAUAAGUCGUCCCAUGGGAUAGACCCAGAUGGUUCAAAGUGGUGGAAGGAGACCGGUGUAGAACAGAGGCCUGAUGGUGUUGUUUGUAAGUGGACUGUAAUCAGGGGAGUAAGUGCUGAUGGUUCUGUUGAAUUCGAAGACAAGUACUGGGAGGCUUCAGACCGGUUUGAUCAUAAAGAAUUAGGUUCCGAGAAGUCCGGUCGUGAUGCUAGGGGCAAUGUUUGGCGGGAAUACUGGAAGGAGUCGAUGUGGCAGGAUUUUACAUCUGGCCUUAUGCAUAUGGAGAAGAGCGCAGACAAGUGGGGAAAGAAUGGCAAUGGGGAGCAGUGGCAAGAGAAAUGGUGGGAGCAGUAUGAUUCAAGCGGUAAAGCUGAAAAAUCGGCUGAUAAAUGGUGCAGCUUGGAUCCAAACACUCCGUUGGAUAUUGGGCAUGCUCAUGUUUGGCAUGAAAGGUGGGGUGAGACGUAUGAUGGCAGCGGAGGCAGCGUGAAAUACACGGACAAAUGGGCCGAGCGGUCAGAGGGCGACGGGUGGUCGAAAUGGGGUGACAAGUGGGAUGAGCAUUUCGACCCUAACGGCCACGGCGUGAAGCAGGGGGAGACCUGGUGGGAAGGCAAAUACGGGGACCGGUGGAACCGCACCUGGGGCGAGGGCCACAACGGCUCCGGCUGGGUGCACAAGUACGGGAGGAGCAGUAGCGGCGAGCACUGGGACACUCACGAGCCGCAGGAGACGUGGUACGAGCGCUACCCGCAUUUCGGCUUCCGCCACUGCUUCGAGAACUCGGUGCAACUAUUGUCCGUUCCCAGGCAGCCUCCAAAGAAUUUCAAGCCUGGGAAAUGAGUAGAUGCUCCUUAACUAGGAACAUCUCAUCUGCAGUCACAAUCUGCAUUUCCAAAGAAAAGCUAUUCAUAAUGUCCGAGAUAAAUUCAUUCAUCGGUGGUCACUGGACUCGUCCCCAAUAUUCACGCCGGUCAUUGGACACAUGAAUACCUAGAUUAUGGUCAUGAAACUCACAUUAGUUUUUAUUUUCAAAGAGGGGAAUACCCUCAGGUUUUUGCAUCGAGUGAUGCACACAACAAUAUAUUAUUAAUUAUUCAAGGGAUAAUUAGAUUUAUGCUUCUA